AUGGCUACAACAAAGAAUCUUCUGCUUUGUGCUUGUGCUGAUGAGCUUCACGGCUCUAAUGGGAUCUGGUUGCUCGGCAAAAUCUACAAAGUCGGAGACUCCGAUGGAUGGACCACGAAGGACGACACCUAUUAUGCUUGGGCUGAGCAUAAGGAAUUCCACGUGGGCGAUUCUCUGAUCUUCAAAUACGACCGCAACGUCAGCGACGUCACUCAAGUCUCCGAUGCUCAGGAAUACGAAUUCUGCAACUCUUCUUCUCCUAAGGCCGUCUACAACACAGGACACGAUAUCGUGACUCUCACGGAACCAGGCUCUCACUACUUCAUAAGCUCAAAUCAUUCUCAAUGCGUUACCGGACAGAGACUCCACGUCGGUGAUUCCAACGAAUGGAGUGUUCCUGAAGAGAGUGACUUCUAUUACAAGUGGAGUGAGGAGAAACAGUUUCAUGUGGGAGACAAUCUUCUUUUCUACUACAACGACCAAGUCAACGACGUCUUAGAAGUCAGCAGUGAUCUUGAGUUUAUAUCUUGCGACUCAUCUUCUCCUGUUGCCAUGCACAAUACGGGACAAGAUCUCAUUAAGCUCACAAAACCAGGAAUCCAAUAUUUCAUAAGCUCAAAGACUGGUCAAUGUGAGGCUGGGCUUAAGCUUCGAGUGGUGGUGCGGCCACUAUUCAGAGCUCUUCCGAGGACUAGGAGGAUGAGGUCGUCACCUUUGGACCGCUUCUUCAAGUGGUUACACAGAUUCAGACCCCAACCCCAUCACUAA
Molecule: messenger RNA, 768 nt
Organism: Microthlaspi erraticum
Lineage: Eukaryota; Viridiplantae; Streptophyta; Magnoliopsida; Brassicales; Brassicaceae
Source: the annotation of a GenBank genome assembly